AUGGAUUCCAAGGAUCAAGAGAAAGAGGAAACUUCGUUUCGCAGAAAGAUACUUACAAUCGUCGAAACUCUCACCGAUAUCACAGAUGUUUCGGAUUUGCAAGAGCAUCUUCCACUUCUUCAUUGUGAUGGCUGGGAUGAGGUGAUCGAAGAGAGAUUCGUGAAUAAGCAAUGUGGAUUCCCAGCUUGUUCUCGCGAUCCGCCAAAGAAAACAAGAACUCAAAUGUUUCAAAUCGACAAAAAGGAGGGAAAGAUUUAUGAGUUUUGUAAACAAAGAAGCAAGUUUUGUUCGGAAAAAUGUUAUCAGAAGAAUCUUUUCGUUCGUAAACAACUCGAUGAGCAUCCGUUGUGGAUUACUGGAAUGAAUGAUGUGAGAAUGAACAAAAAAUAUGAAGUGCCAGAUGAAUCAUUUGUCAGUCCAGUUCCUGAAAAAUGCGAACCAGAAGAAGAUAAAGAGCCAUCGAUCGAGUUCGUCACCGACUCAAUCAUUGCAAAAGUUCAGAAUUUGAAGCUUAACGAAGAAUACGAAGAGCCAAAAGUGAUAGAUUCAGAUGAACCAGAAAAAGAACCAUACAAACUCACGGAAGACGAUAAAGACUUCAUCAAAUCAAUUCGUAAAUUCAAAACUGCAAAUUUCGGACCAUCCCCUGUUGCAAAACCUACGCAGAAAAUUGUGAAACCAAAGUUAUCGGAGAAAAACCAACAGAAAGAAAAUGAAAUUUUGGCGAAACUUCGGGAGAAAUAUGGAAACAAGAAUGCGAAACAGAAGAAACCGCCAAUCAUGAUUGAUGCUCCACAAUUUCAUCCGAAAGAGACUGCUGAACCGACGGAAACUAUCAGAACAACCACAGUUGAGGAGAAGUACAAAUGGCUGAUCGAUCUAAUCAAGUCGUGGUUCACUGAAGAAACUCGUAAACUUGCUCGUGAAGGACCUCGUUCAAGAGGUGGAGAUGUUGAACAGGUUCUGAUGGAUUUUCUGUCUGGAAAGAAAAUUGAUACAGAGAAAUUAGUUGAUUUGCCGAAUCUUGACAAGUAUAAUGUGAAAGAGAAACGAUUGAAUAUUUUCUUGCAUUCUGUCAGACAUCACUGGGCGGAUCUCGAAGCACGUCUUCAUUUGACACCAACUCGUCGUGAUCUUCUUAGUCGUGUCGCCACAACAUUCCAUUUGAAUGCAGAAAAUAUCACUGGAUGGAAUAAAAAGGAACUCAACAUUAUUGUCAUCGCGCUCUUCAUACUAGUUUGUUUUGUCGACGUGGAGCUCGGUGACGACUAUUUUAAGAAAGAGAAUCCAUCUCCCGAACUUUCCGCAGUGUCUACUGAUCUUUGUGGAAUUGACUCAUAUGAACUCACCGGUUUACACGAUGUCAUCAAGUCUCAAUGUGCUAAUGAUUAUUCGGUUUAUGCUUAG
Molecule: messenger RNA, 1407 nt
Organism: Caenorhabditis remanei
Lineage: Eukaryota; Metazoa; Nematoda; Chromadorea; Rhabditida; Rhabditidae
Exons: 5
Coding region: 1-1407 (468 amino acids)
Cellular component (GO): cytoplasm; nucleus
Molecular function (GO): RNA polymerase II CTD heptapeptide repeat phosphatase activity; RNA polymerase core enzyme binding
Source: RefSeq, a predicted model, not a curated record